AUGAAGCGUCUAUUCUCCAAGUCCUCGAAAAGCCCACCGCCCGCAAAGCCGGUGACCGUCCCUGCUGUUCCGAAUCCGAUCGCAAGUCCGACCCAUCUGCAGCCAAAAUAUGUCAUCCCCCCUGUUCCCCAUCCAUUUCCGUACGAACAUAUCGCUGUCCUUGUAACGCGGCAGGGACUGCUCUUGCGACCGUUUGUGCCGGGACUGGCGCAUCCCGAAUCCCAUGUCCAGAUCAGCUGGGGAGCGAAACCUGUUGUGGAGGAGGUUCCUGGGGACGGGGAAGGCCCGGACGCGGACUGGUCCGAAUGUGUGGUCGUCUACGGGAUUGUAGGGCUCAUGGAGCUCUUCUCUGCGGCAUAUCUAUUUGUUGUCUCAUCUAGGUCUGAACCGGGUCCAUUGCUCGAUCCCGCGCAUCCAGUGUAUGGAGUGAAAGGGGUUACUGCUAUCCCACUAACAGAGGAACGGGCUAGGAUGGCUGUCAACACCCUGGCCUCGAGGAAUACUGCAGUAGCCAGGCCAUCACUUCUCCCCUUUUCUCCCGCAGACGAGCAAACGGACCCUAUCCAGGCAGAAUCCUCGGAAGUUAAGGGUGCGGAGUCAGGAUCGCCCCGCGUGAAGUUCUCUGCCGAAACACAAACGAAACUGAUGACCCCCCUGAACAAGCAAGAGUUUUCAUUGGAAGACGACGAUACCCCGCCAUCGCCGACAGAGUCAGGUGCUUCUACACCCUCGUCCGUAAUGUCAGAUAAUACCUCGGUCGCGAAGACGAUCGCGAAUCGACUAUCAUUUUGGAACCGCCUUUCAGUGCCUGUACUCCCCAAGAGGGGCAAUACUUCUGAAUCUAUUGACUCCGAGACUUCGCGUCUGACAUUAGGUGAAGAGGGCGAGGAAGCUCUCGAAUCGACUGUAAAGGAUCCGUCGCAGGAACCUGGAGAUGCGUUGACGAACAUUCUCACCGAAACCGCCCCUGACCCGACAUCAACUGAAGAAAGACAUACACAGCUAGAGGACAAGAUUAUUAAAGAGACCAUUAGAGAAUUCUCGAUGGGUGCUAUGUACUUUGCGUACAACUUCGACAUUACGAGAUCCCUUCAGCAUAAACAACAAGAGCUUGUGAAGGCAAAGAAGCAAAACGAGCUGUUGGCGAAUUUGAACGUCCUCGGUGAAGAUAAGCAUGGUAGCCCAGUCGGUGAUCGUAUAGAUGUCCUUGCUGAGCCCUACCCGACUCUGCCACUUUGGCGACGAGUCGACCGUCAAUUCUGGUGGAACGAAUGGUUAAGCAAGCCUUUCAUAGAUGCUGGGCUGCAUUCGUACGUGCUGCCCAUCAUGCAAGGGUACUAUCAGGUAGCAUCCUUCAACGUUCCGCGCGAACCUGUAGGAUCGGAAAAGGGAGAGUACGCUCCUGUGGACUACAUCCUCGUUUCUCGGCGGUCGAGGGAGCGAGCCGGCCUCAGAUACCAGCGACGGGGCAUAGACGAUGAAGCAAAUGUCGCUAACUUUGUCGAGACCGAGGCUAUCACGCGAGUGGAGCGCGAAGGAACGCAAAACAUAUUCAGCUAUACCAUAAUUCGUGGAUCUAUUCCCCUUUUCUGGACUCAACCUGGCUACAGCUUGAAGCCAGCUCCUGUGUUAUCCCCGGAGCGAACACAUGAUCAACACUUAGAUGCCAUUCGAAGGCACUUCCAGAAGCUGAUCUCCAAGUAUGGGCCAAAUACCAUCGUCAACUUAGCCGAACAACACGGCAAGGAGGCCGUUGUUACCAGCGCGUACCGGCAGUACACGUCCGAGCUCAACAUUCCAGAAGUACAGUACAAUGACUACGACUUCCAUACUGAGACGAAAGGGAUGAAGUACGAGAACAUCUCCAAGCUCAUUGACAAGAUGGAGCGUAUCUUCGAAAGUCACGGAUAUUUCUGGGUCUCGAAUGACCACCUUAUGUCGGAACAGAAGGGUGUCUUCCGUGUAAAUUGUAUUGACUGCCUGGAUCGGACGAACGUUGUGCAGUCGGCGUUUGCGCGUCACGUAUUAGACAGGCAACUGGGUGCAUUAGCUCUUCUGAACCCCGCGGAGGGCAUCAGAACAGAAACGGAUGUGGUCUUCAAUGACGUAUGGGCAAAUAAUGGGGAUGCGAUCAGCAGAAUAUACGCCGGAACAUCCGCCUUGAAGGGCGACUUCACGAGGACCGGCAAGCGUGACCUAGGCGGCAUGCUGAACGACGGGGUGAAUUCCCUUGCUAGGAUGUACACGUCGACGUUCAGUGACUGGUUCUGUCAAGCAGUCAUAGACUACAUGCUGGGCUAUCGCACACUCUCGGUCUUCUCCGAAUUCCUGCUGAAGCUGCAAUCCAGCGAUCCUCGCGACCUGAUCCGGUUGUCAAAGAUCCGUGCGGAGGCUAUCGCGACGUCUGUGUCUCGGGUGUUGCUGGAGGGAGAACGUUUACUCUCAGGAUGGACCUUAAUGUCCCCGCUGGAGCUAAAUGCGAAAAUAAGUCGAACCUUUGAAGAGAAGGUUGUCCUGUUGUCUGCGAGGGCACUGUACAUAGUCAGCUAUGAUUAUAGCCUUGGCAAAGUCAAGAUGUAUACUCGUGUUCCUCUUGGGGACAUUACCAAGAUCAGCAAAGGCGCAUACAUCCUGUCACCGCUUGAGGAAGCCAGCAAAAACCCUCUACAAAAUGCGGGGUUUGUAGUGACAUGGCUGAACAAUAAUCAAGACACUCGCGUUACAAGCUACUCGAUACGGAAUAGUAUCGAGACAUUGUCUCCUCCAUCAUCUCCUAUCACCUCCUCCCCAGGCAAGUUACCAAGCUCGCUGAGCUCACCACGAAAGGGAUCAAAGCUGUCCAGGGUUUUGUCCAACGCUGCAUCGGACGGCUCUAGUGCGACCAGCUACGCAGCCUUCAAAGUGCUGCCUCUAGACCCCGCACGAACACGGAGAGGAUCGGGGAACUUCGAAGAGCCGGCCGAUGACCUGACUGGCGCUACAAACUGCAAGGAGGCUGUUGACUUGAUAGUUGACGCCAUCGAACGAGCCUGCAAGGAUGUGGGUAAUACCCACGACAGUUUCGUGGUAGACGAGGAUGUCGUGAGUCUGGCUGAUGCACAGAAGAUGACAAGUGUAUACUCGAAGAUGGAGUAUGGGAUUAAGAGGUUGUUGUGGCUAGGCGCUGGUACCUAGAAGCACAUCUCAUCACUCUCAAUGAACUCACUUGCAUCAUGGACAUGUACAACUUUGCAGCUGUCGAUUAUACCAGUUCGAGUCCAGUGUAAUAAUGAGGAGGAAUAAUUUACAAAGGAGGGAUUCCAUUGCACGGAAAGUAAGAUGUCGUGGAAUGGAUUGGGCGCGAGGUCGAAGAAGUGCGGUACUUAAGACAGACAAAUAUCCGAAAGAUGAUGUAAGUGGUGAAAGAGUAGUACAGUGGUAUGAGUGAGGUCCGAAUAAUAGACACAAGCAAGGUAUAAACCGUCCCGAAACGGAGCAAACGAAACCGGAAAUCCGUGGACCGAAACCCAAUAUCUACCUGGCCAGUGGAAGUUUCGAAGUCGAUGCCCGACCGGCCAAAGGCAUGAAUACUGCCCAUUACCGCAGUCCGCUGCCACCCAAUUGGGCUAAAUCUAUAAAGCGUGUGGUUCUCUUCAUGGCCCUCCUCUCUCUCUCGUCGUCUUCGUCCUCGUCAUCCUCACUAUGGCCCAUGAAGGCAUGACGCUCGCACAACAUCCUUCCGUCGACUUCGUAAUAUUCCUCCAAACGCUCCGUGCAGCCGCGAGGAUGUUCGCAAAGCAGAUGCUCAGGAUGGUACCUGUCCCCAGCGUGCGAGACCGCACAAGGGCCUUCGAUAGGCUGGCCGCAAGUGGCUGCCGCGCAGAGCGAGUCGUUGGCUUCGUGGUAAUGAUACGCGCAAAAUGGCUUGCCGUCGAAGACAUAGAAAGUCUUGUCCGGAAAGGGUUUAUGACAAGUAUGGCAAUUAAAGCAUUCACGGUGAUAUUUGCCUUUCAGCUGGCCAUCCGAGGAAGAGACGGCGUGUUUCUCAAUCGGUAAGUUACAACGACGGCACUUUGGUAGAUACAUGUUCUUCCAGCACCUCUCACACAUCACUUUACCCAUAUCCAUCCUCACCCACCGGCCAUCAUCGAUCCUCCUCUCGCACCGCACGCACACCCGCGUCUUCCUUUCCCUCUUCUUGCUGCUCUCACCAAGCGCAUGCGUAUGCAGCGUCGGGCUGGUAUGGCUCCGCGUGGGCAGCUUCACUGCAUUCACGCUCGACCCUCUGUUCGACGUCGUAUUCGACUUCGUCAACCCAGGCGCGACCGCGUAGGACGUCGACG
Messenger RNA from Gloeophyllum trabeum ATCC 11539, 4322 nucleotides. RefSeq lists its product as uncharacterized. Gene Ontology annotation, molecular function: phosphatidylinositol-4-phosphate phosphatase activity. The coding region runs from base 1 to 3174 and encodes 1057 amino acids. The record is from RefSeq and is a predicted model, not a curated record. The transcript is spliced from 23 exons. Lineage: Eukaryota; Fungi; Basidiomycota; Agaricomycetes; Gloeophyllales; Gloeophyllaceae. Gene Ontology annotation, cellular component: endoplasmic reticulum. Gene Ontology annotation, biological process: phosphatidylinositol dephosphorylation.